Messenger RNA from Stegostoma tigrinum, 11246 nucleotides. It is a transcript of the gene astn1, whose product is annotated as astrotactin 1. The transcript has 23 exons. Gene Ontology annotation, biological process: neuron migration; neuron cell-cell adhesion. The record is from RefSeq and is a predicted model, not a curated record. NCBI's taxonomy places the organism in Eukaryota, Metazoa, Chordata, Chondrichthyes, Orectolobiformes, Stegostomatidae. Gene Ontology annotation, molecular function: protein binding. The coding region runs from base 222 to 4160 and encodes 1312 amino acids.
CCGUGGAGUAUUUGAAUGGAGUUGCAGUCUCGGCUUGCUCCCAAGUUGUCAGUGCGCAGUUAGCUCCCCUCCAACACCCCUCCCCAACUCAACCCACCCCCUGCCCCAUCCUCCUUUUAACAAGCCGACUGCUGGCUGAGCCCUUAUUUUUGUUUUGCAAUCUGUAUGUGUGAGGCUGGGAAGGCAGCACAGUGAUAUUUUGCUGUUUUAUUCGGAGAAGGAUGGGAGGGACAGGAAGGGGGUGCUGUGCUGGGAUUAUGAUGGUACCAGUAGCACGGCUGCCGCUGUUGUUGCUGAUGUUGGGGGCCAUGCUAUGGGCCGUGCUAGCCUCCGGCCUCGACGCCGGGGACGGGGAGCUGCCUGCCAAGGACGGCGAGUGCAAACUGAAGACGGUGAGCGUGUCGGCGCUGCCUUUCCUGCGGGAGAACGACCUGAGCAUCCACACGCCGUUGUCCGCCGAGCCCAAACUCCUCUUCUCGGUCAGAAACGACUUCCCCGGCGAGGUGGUCGUGGUCGAUGACCUGGAGAACACCGAGCUGCCUUACUUCGUCCUGGAAAUAUCUGGCUCUUCAGAAGAGAUUCCCCUUGUUCGCUGGAGGCAGCAGUGGCUAGAAAAUGGAACCUUGCUUUUUCAUGUUCACCACCAGAAUAUUGCCCACCGUUUACCAGGGCUCAUCCCAACCAUCUAUUCUCAAACAGAUUCUGCUGAGGAAGAACUCCGAAUCCUCCAUAUUUCUGUGAUGGCAGGGAUGAUCGCCUUGUUAUUGGCAAUUUUGUUCCUUGUUAUGAUUCUCUACACUCGGCGGAGAUGGUGCAAGCGGCGCCGUGUCCCACAGCCCCAGAAAAGUGCCAGUGCAGAGGCAGCAAACGAAAUCCACUACAUCCCAUCGGUGCUGAUGACUGGCCAGACUCGGGAGAGCCUGCGGAACACCCGACCACAGGGUCACAACUCCAGCGGCUCCAUCAGCAUCCGGGAGACGCCCAUACUCGACGGAUAUGAGUACGACAUUGACGACCUUCGCCAGCAGCUGCAGAGGGAGUGCAUGAAUGGCGGGGAGGAUUUUGGCAGCCAGGUGACACGCACCUUGGAUUCUCUUCAAGGUUGUGACGAGAAGACCUGCCUGGAUCUCACCCCAGGAAGUGAUACCACCAAGCUGUCGCUCAUGAAUAAAUACAAAGAGAACUUAUUAGCCACCAGCCCUGUGGACAUCAGCCACCAGCAGACAGCUUUGCUCCCACGCAGUUCCUCCAGUGGGCAAAGAAAACGUUUCACCAGUAAAUCCAGAGCUGGAUCUGCCUUUUUGAAUCCUGAAGGCGAUUCUGGGACUGAAGCCGAUAACGAACCUCAGCUAACAUUUUACACUGACCCCUCCCGUAGCAGGCGCCGGAGCAGAGGUUCUCCCCGCAGCCCUGUCAACAAAACUACCCUCACACUGAUAAGUGUGAUCGGCUGUGUUAUUGGACUGGUUUAUGGCUCACACCUGAACUGCCCUUUGUCUGUCAAAGUUGUUCUCCAUGUCCCAGAACAUCUCAUUGCAGAUGGAAGUAGAUUCAUACUGCUUUAUGGAAGCCAGUUGGUUGCCAAUGACUGGUUGAAUCCAGCUCAGGUGGUGCUGUAUCACCAGCAGAACAGCAGUGGUCCCUGGAUGAUGGAGCUGUGUGGCCGACGCCUCAUUGACCCCUGUGAACACGAGUGUGAUGUGGACACAGGUGAAUGUGGCUGCAAGGAAGGAUAUACAAAAGAUCCUGUUCACAAGCAUCUCUGCAUCAGAAAUGACUGGGGCAUAAACCAAGGCCCCUGGCCAUACACAGUGUUUCAGCGUGGCUUUGAUCUGGUGUUGGGAGAACAGCCAUCAGACAGAAUUUUCCGGUUCACCUACACGCUUGGGGAAGGAAUGUGGCUACCUCUGAGUAAAAGCUUCGUCAUUCCCCCAGCAGAACUUGCCAUUAACCCAUCAGCCAAAUGCAAGACAGACAUGACAGUGAUGGAGGACGCAGUUGAAGUCAGAGAAGAAGCCAUGAUCUCUGCUUCCUUUGACAGCCUUGAGGUUCUGCUUGACUCUUUUGGUCCUGUGAGAGAUUGCACAAAGGACAAUGGUGGCUGUAGUAGAAACUACUGCUGCAUUUCCGAUCGCAAACUGGAUUCAAGUGGUUGCGUAUGCCCUCUGGGACUCAGCCCGAUGAAAGAUGGUUCUGGCUGUUAUGACAGACACAUUGGCAUUGAUUGUUCAGACGGGAUGAAUGGCGGUUGUGAGCAACUGUGCCUGCAGCAGACCAUGCCUCUACCAGACAACCCCUCGCACUACAACAUUGUGAUGUUUUGUGGUUGUAUUGAGGACUACAAGCUAGCUUCGGAUGGAAGGAUGUGCCAGCUGGUUUCUGAAUCCUGCACCAAUGGCCUUGACUGUGCUGAUGCCAGCCUUCCUCUGAACCAAACGCGCUUCAGAGAUCUCUUCUACGGUUACAAUAACCAGACUAAGGAACCUGCACUUGGCCAAGUGUUCAUGGGCACAUUCCGACAGAAGAAUGUGAUGAUUGGUAUACCACAGCAGCUGCCAGAUGGAGUGAUUGUAUCAGCUCUGCCCAGUGAAAGCCAUUGUCAGGAAUUGCUGUCUGAACCCAUUCCGGAUCCAGAUUACCUCACAGGAAUGGUUAACUUCAGUGAAGUGACAGGAUAUCCGAUGGUGCAGCACUGGAAGCUGCGAUCAACCCAGUACCACGUAAAGCUUAACCAGAAGACCCUCUCUGCAGCAUUCAGCCAUGCUGUCCAUUCUCUGGAUGGAGCCACACUGCGGAGUGACUUUGUGUCAGUGCUGGAGGAAUUUGGCAAUCACUACAUCCAGGAGGCUCUGUACGGAUUUGAGGAAACAUGCACCAUUUGGUUUCCAAAUCGUUCUGUUCAGAGACAGCUGUGGAUGGAAUAUCAAGAUAUUAGCAAAGGCAAUUCUCCAUCUGAUGAAUCCGAGGAACGUGAGAAGGAUCCAAAGUCUAUAACCUUUCCUGCCUAUGUUAGCAGUCUUCUCGAUUCGGGCGAUGAUCUUAUGUCAUCAGGGGUGAGGAUGUACUGUGAAAACAGGGGUGUUUGCCCUACGUCCUGUCAUCUAUGCCACCUAACAGGAGGCCAGAACAGGCAAGAAGAGCCUGUCUUACUGGAAGUCACCAAGGCUGCUCCCUUGUAUGAACUGUUGAGUGACAACGAGACACAGAAAGCUAUCUACGAAGCAAUGUUGAGCCAGCUCUGGUGUUCAGGAGGUGGUGAUGUUAUCGAUGAUUGGUGUCGAUGUGAUUCUACAACUUUCAGUGUUGAUGGCCUACCAAACUGUGCGCCCCUGCCUCAGCCAGUUUUGAGAUUGUCACCGGCACAUGAACCCAGUAGCUCCUUGGUGGCUUUGGAAUGGCACCACACGGAGCCCACCAUCGGGGUGAAGAUUGUCGACUACCUGAUCAGUUUGGAAAGAGUCACCAUCACUGACCGCACAGAAACAUCCAAGAUUGAGACGGAAUCAGUGUUGAGCUUUGUGGAUGACAUUGCCUCUGGAUCCAAGACUCCCUGUGUGAUGUUGGGAAAAGUUCCAGACAAAGUUUCAAACUCAAUAUCUUUGAUCGUCAGAUGCCUGGAGCCUGAUACUACAUAUAUGUUUACAUUGUGGGCCGUGGAUAACACUGGAAGACGUUCCAGACCCAGCGCAGUCACUGUUAAAGUACCUUGUCCACUCGUGGAUGAUGUCAAGGCUAAAGAAAUUGCUGACAAAAUCUACAACCUGUUCAAUGGCUAUACAAGCGGAAAGGAGCAACAGACCGCGUACAAUACCCUGAUGGAUCUGGGCCCAUCUACCCUGCACCGAGUGUACUACCAUUACAACCAGGACUACGAGCACUUUGGAGAAUUCACGUGGCGCUGUGAGGACGAAUUGGGCCCCAGGAAAGCUGGCCUGAUCCUAUCCAAAUUGGAGGAGCUCAGCAGCUGGUGCAGGAGUCUACUGCGAGAGCCCAAGAUCAUCCUGCGGCGAAUCUCCUUGAAGUACCUCUCGUGUCAGUACAGCGAAAUGAAGCGUUCAGGAAUAAACUGGCAAGACCUGAGCACCGAGGUGAAGAAGAUCUGUGAGGAACAGUUCCUGACGGUGCUGUACAAUGACUAUGGGGAGCAUAAGGAGUUCUGACCGAGGAAUGCCCUUUGUGCCUAUUCCCCACACCUACUGCCCCGCCCCCCCCAACCCCACCCCCUUGCCACUUUCUUCGGCUGUUCCGUACGCCAUCCACACAGCCCUCUUGGGUGAAAUGUUGCUCGGCCCCCUGCAGUUGUUUUGUAGAGAUCAUUGUUAACCCCAGGCUCAGUUCUGGUCUGGCUGUAAAACUCUGAAUCCGUUUGAUGUGUCAGCCAAACAUGGAGAAUUGUGUUUGAUUUUUAACUUCUUUCACUGGAAGCUGGAAGGAUUGGCAGGAAGAAUGAGACAGUGAUGAUAAUGUUUGUGUAAUGUGUAUUCCCAUUGCUGAGGUUGUUGUAGGCGAAAACAUCUAUCAUAUAUCGGUGUUCUGCUGCAGACAUUUGACUUGUUGUAGAUUAGCAGUGUUGUAUUUAACACGCAGUGGUCCUUAAGAGAAGGAUCCUUUCUCAAAACCAAGGCUGCCCGGUCAGCGAUAUGAAGUUGGGUUUUCAGUUGACCUCAAGCGUUGGUUGGUUCUGGAUAAAUUCUGAUAAAUUUCUCCCCUGGUUUAUAUCAUUCUCGAGGAUAGUCUGUGUUACCAGUAUUUCAUCCUUUAGAAUGAUGGAAGUUAUGUGGCGUUGGGUUAAUGAAGCAUUGUGUUAUCCACCUUAGAGAGGGCUUGUUAUAGCAUCCCGUGCUCCAUUGUAGAGGAAGUUCCUGUAGCACAUAGUUCCUGAUCUAUCAAGAGGUUUAAAUAUGGCACCUGACGCUUUCCAUUAGUAAGAGGUAACCUAGUUCCCCCUGACCUCUAUAAUUUGGUUUAGAAUUAAUGUUGCAUGCUAUAAGUAAAUUGAAAUACUUGAUCUUUUGUUGUUCAACUUGUAUUUUGGGAAAUAUUCAGGCAGCUUACUGAAAAGCCAAACUCUGAUCCAGUACUCGGAUUGGUGGUAAUUCUAGUUGUCUUUCCCAUUGCCACCGUAGACCCGCACGUGCACACAUGCACACAAGCGUGCAUGCACACAUGCGGACCCCACUCUGUCAGUAUCCUGGGCCACAAAGAUAACCUUCAAUUUCUUUUCACCCCUACAGCUAAUCUUCAGAAUGCUCUCCCUCCUCAACUGCAAUAAGAAAUGCGAGGAGCUUUGUCACUAAGAUUCAGACAAUCUGAUCAGCUGCCUCACCUCCUCCAGUCCAAUGGGCCAAAUGUCAUCUUUAGGAAAAAAAACCCCUCCCCAUCCCACUCGCCUCUUCCCUGACCAAGCCAGAACUUUCCCUAUUUCUGCUGAACAGCUGACGACACAAUUUCUCUUCAUGCUUUCCCCUCCCCAACUCUCAGAUCUGCUACUGUCAACUGCUCAGUCUCCUCCCAAUCUCCUUCAAAUCUGCUGUUACCAUACCCCGUCCCCAUCUCCUUUCUUGACUCCUCUGUCUUUCCAAAAUAUUGUUCCAUAUUCAAUCUCCUUUUCCAUUCCAAAGUCCAUGAAUGUGUUAGCUCUGCAAACCUGGGCUAACCUUUUCCUCAGUGCUGUGUUUAAACACCUUCAGUUGGGUUUCUCUGUACUCUCUCUUGUUUUCCAAAAGCCACAGACUACAUCCUUCAUGAUGUGUGGCCAUUGUGAACUCUUCCUCCCCAGCCUUUUUGAAGUUCCUGCAGCCUUUAACAUAACUUGAUCACACCAUCUUCUUCCAACACUUGUCCUCCAGCCUCCCGCUUGUUAGGACAGCCUCCUGCUAUUCUUAACCAACUUAGGCUCGAAGGUCAUCUGCGAUGGUUGUUUUUCUAAUUCGGUUAGCUCUGGUGAAUCCUGGGUUUCACCUAUCUCCUAUUUCAGACUGCAUUUUGAAGACCUCAUCUCGAAAAGGCACUCUGCCGCACCUCGCUCUCAAUUCUGUCAUGUCUCUGAAUGUGCUCAGUGCUCGGAAUGAGAUAAGCAGAAAUAUUCUCCAACUAAUUCUCAGGAAAAUCCAAGCCAUGGGAGUCAACCUGAUCAUCAGCUGAAACCCCAUCCGCAGCUUUGUUAUUGAUGAUUCCAAUGUGCCCCCAACAAGUCUUCAAUCUUUUAGUCUCCUGUCCCUCGCUUUUCUAUUCUCAUCGUGUGCGCACCGCAUACACGUGCGCACACACACACACACACACACACACUCUCUCUCACACACACAAACACAGAGAGAGAGAGAGAGAGAGAGAGAGAGACAAGUGAUCCAUCAGCCUUCAAGAAUUGAGUCCUUGUUUUCCAGCUCUUCCAUGGCCUUUGCUCCACUCCACCCACUUCUCUCUGGUCCAGCAAUGCUCUGAUAUCGUCCAUCCCGUUCUGUUGACUCCUAUAUUCUCAAUUUUCAUACUCCCUUCGUUGGCAACUGUGUCUUCACCUGACGAGGCCCUAAAAUUUUCAGUUCUUAACUCCUUUCAAUCCUUUCAAGACAUUGCUUAAAAUCUAGCUCUGCGAUUUCACCUGUCUUUAAAAAAAAACACCUCGUGUGGCUCAGUGCCAAAUGUUGGAGAGCACUCCUGUGUUGCACCAGGGGUUGAAAAAGGCCCUAUAUGAUGAUGCACGUUGUUUUCACACGAUAUGGCCCAGUUAAUACUUGUGAAUUUCUCAAUCCCAAUAGAAAGAACAGAAUGCUGCGUAUCAAGAGGGCAGGGGAGCAUGGGGUACAAACAGCAGGAAUAGGCCAUUCAACCCCUUGAGCUUUCCUCUCCAUUUCAUACCAUCACGGCUGAUUUCAUCUCAGCUUCAACUCUACUUCCCUGCCUGCUCUCUGAAAUCCUUCAACCUGUUCGGGAUCCCAAAGGCAAUUAACCAAACAUGUGAAAAGGAAAGUUACUGCCCUUUAAUCAGUUUAACUGUGUUUCUUCCUGUUGAUUCACCACCGCUGAAGACACAGCAGUGAAUAAACUGGUCUGUCUGGUUAAAUUAUUACAAAGCCAUCAGGGACUGGACUACUGAGGAGAAACAGGUUUAUUUUGUGUGCUGGAAAUGAGAUGUACUAAAUUCUGUCAUUCAUAAAAAUUAAGCAGGGCUAUCAUAUCACUUGACCACGUCUCCUGAAAGAGGGUGAACAUGGUGCUGACUGGGCCAUCUUGUGGAAAUGGGGUCGGUAGAGCAGAGUUACGAUUACAGUGAUGCCUUAACUUGUUCACUAGGCGGACCGCUCGAGUCAGAAGACUUCCUGACUGGUCAAAGCUUUCCCAGUAAAAUUACCCUGAAAUGUCAGACCUUCCUGUCUGGGACAUGUGAGACAGAGUGGGGCCACUGGAAGGAGCACAGGGUCAGUCGAAGGCCCGGCUCAGUUGUCCGCAACUCCAUGGCAAUUGUUUCAGAAGUUGUUAAGCCAUCUUAUACUCAUUCACUACAUCUCCUUCACUGUAUCCUCCCUGAAGCCCCCUUCCAUGUGCCAACACAAUGCCAACCCCUACUGUGCCCUAUCCGUAGCCACUCACCCAGUAUCCACCAUAGGCAGACCUCAUGAGGAUGAAUAAAAGCUAAACUUCUAAUAACCCAAAAUAGUUCACCCUCCUGCAUGACGGUUAAUAAAAUUCAUCGAAUCCAUUCACAGAGGCUUAAAAUCUCCUGAAGGGAUUGGAAGAACAUGUUCUUAAAAACAAAUUUCUAUCUGGACUUCAUAUCAAAGACAGCUAAUCUUUUAAUAUUUGAACUUUCAAUCAGUCUAUGAACUCAGAAAACCCUGCUGAGACAAUGGUAGCUUGUGAAAUUCAACUGAAAUAAAUCCCCUUGGUAUCCAGCAUAUAAGGGGAAUGUGGGGCAGCGGGAGGUGAGGGGAGGGUGGGUGCCUGUUACAUGAAUGUGCAAAUUGCAGGACCAUUCAGAAACACCAUCGAUGAGGUUUAUUCAAAAAGAGUGUGUUUUGUGUGUGUGUGUGUGUGUGUGUGUGUGUGUGUGUGUCUGUCUGUCUGUCUGUCUGUCUGUCUGCCUGUGUGACAGGAAGAGAGACAGGCAACUAAAUUAUCAAUUCCCAGAGCGAGGAAACCUGCAUCCAUUGAUUGUUCUGCGUGAGAAUUCUGGAUAACAGGAUAAUAGAGACUCCACCUUGUAUGUGGUAAUGUCAAUCGAAAACUUCAUCAAAAUGGAUGUGACCAGAUGCCCUUAUGUUUUUAUUUUGUGACCUUCAACAGAUGGGCUUUCAAUCGAAACAGUCUUGCAGGGAUUAUUUUAACUCUCACUGACAGCUGCAGCCUGUUUUAUUUUUAAACUUUAAAGAGCAGAGGACCCUACGCAACAACUAAAAUGCAAUCUGUUUGGACUAAGGCAUAAAGGUCAAAUGACCCUCUUAGUUUGGUUCCUGUUUGUGCAUGUCAUGACCACCCCUUUCGGCAAAACUAGGCUUCAUUAGAAAUGAGGGUGCCACUGGGCACAAUGAUCUUGAAGUGCAGAGUCUUCCAAACUCUGCAAAAAUCCAGCACUCUGAGCAACCUCUGGUUUCAAAUCUCGUGCUCAGUACCUCAUUUGACAUUGUUACUUUAACACUACUAUCCUGUCCAAAAGCUGCAGCAAUCCAGUGGGUGAUGUUCCACAUCCUGCCCUUCUGUAAUUGCAAACAUAUCCUCGCUGGCUUCUCAUACUGAAACAAUUCUUCAAGCAUUCUUCAGCAUGCAGAUUAGAUUAGAUUAGUGGAUUCCUCACUCCCAUUAAGUCUAUUUACACAUAGAUAGGUGCAUGAUCUACAAUUAAGUGUUUUAAUAUUUAUUCAGAAUAAGCUUUUUUAUACAAGAUUGCCAACUUUUAAGAUUAUCAAGGGUAUGGUUACUCAAAGGUGUCACGUGAUAGCAUUUUACACUGCUCUUCGUUAGAACAAGUUAACAGACCACUAACAAUUUAUUAACCAUCAAAAGAUAAACCAGUGAAAGCUGGUAGUCUGGCUGUUCCUAUUAAAAUGCUGCAUUCCUCAAACCAAAGCUAGCCACAGUACUGAAAAUGUCAACAUGCAGGAUAGAGCAGGAGACCUUCCACUUGUAUAGAACUGUAAUCUGUUGCACUUUAUUCAUUAAAUCACUUAUGUUUCUGUAAAAGUCACUGGUAGCCACAUUAUAAACUUGCUCAGAUAGCCCAGUGAUUUAAUCAGCCUUUCCCCCUAUUCUCAUAUAAGCCACAUUGAAACCUUCUCUGUCCAACUGUGCAGCAGCAACAUUUUGUUGGAGCAUUGUUGUUUUAUAGGCGUGAAAGCCCAAGCGUUACUGCACUCUGUGCUUUAUGGCAAUGUUAACAGGAUGUUGAGAAUGUGACAAUUUCCUUGCUGCUCUUAAACACUUCUUUGCAGAAUACAUAAGUAGUCACUUUGUUGCUGCCUCCGACAUCACUGCCCCCAUUUACAAAGUCAGCCGAUAUUUGAUGUCUGAUUUCUGUGCCUCUUUGUGUAACCAUGAUAUUGUUCAUUUUACCUCGGUAUUUUGGUGAUUGUGAUGCAUAUAGGCUUCCCAUUUGGACACACCAUUGAGCUUGACUUGUUUUGUUUCCUUCUGAUCCCUGUUCUUUUUUAUCCUAUCCCGGAUUCUCCUUUCACAGCAUCCUCCUAUUCCCUCCAGACCCACUCCUGCCAUUGUCACCCCCUCUUCUCGGUUCUCCUGUACACCCUUCAAUGGGUUAGCCUGCUACUGGCAGCCACCUCUUGGCUUUGGCUUCCUUAUGUGCGUGUGUGUCUUUGAUUGAUCCCUGGCUUCUGUUGGCCCUUGUCCACAAGUCUGUAAACACUUUCUUGAUCAGUAGAACUACUGCUCUCUCCUUGGUUAUUGUUACUUAAGAUCUGCAUUACAGAGAUCAAAUGCUAAUUUAUGAGUAAAACCAUUGCCCCCAAUCAGGAAAGCUAAACAAGAAGCCAGUGAUUGAGUUCAAGGGGUAAACCUUUGACCUCUCCUAAAGUCCUGAUGUUUACAGCCCAUGUGUCUUUUAACUUGAAGAUUAAUGUUGUGCGUUUAAGAUUAAUAAGGCAUUCCUUGCGAAACAGCACUCUGAGAAGCAACAUUGGCCAGCACUCUUUGACUAUCUGUUGGUUUGGAGUCAAACAAAAGUUGUUAUCCAGGGUAUAUUGGUCUGUAUGAGACACCAUUGUCUCUGUGUCACAUUUUGAACUGUCUCCUAUAAGAAUUCUGAGGAGUUGUUUCUGUGACAUUCCUGUUUAAAAUAAGGAGGUCGAUUCUAAAGCUCCAUGCAGUUUCCUCCUCAUAAAUUCUCCAGUUAAAUAUGGUGGAAACACGAGUGUUGCAUGAUCCCUGCUUGUGAACGUAGUGGGCAGAGCCAAAUAAAAACUUUUUACUAUCAUGUGUUCUGUUAAAACAAAUCCUGCUUUAAGUAACAGCUAGUAUUUAACAACACAACCCACUUGGAUCUCUCAACUUUCUUGUGUAACCUUUGCAUUGUUAAAUAGUCAGAUAUUCUAUUGACAGCUUUAGCCCACAGAACAAGCAGGUACAGAAUGACAUUUGCAUACUAGAACUGUGACCCAUGUUACACACGUGCUACUGUCCGAUAGUUUCAGAGGCUUCUUCCUCUCUCCCGCUUCCUAACGAAAUCUGUUUUUGCAUUUCCUCAUCAGAAGAAAAAGAUGGCAAGUUUAAAAUAACUGAGCACACACAACAGGAAACCUCAACAUAUUUAACCCUCAGACUCAAAUCAACCAAGGGUUUUUUCCCUAACACAGCACUUUUGUUAAGGCAAAGCAAUUCUGCAGUGAACAUCUUAUUUCGUUAAUAAGGACUGGUUGUUAUUGGUAAGGAUGUUAACUAUUUAAAGCUGAUGUCAAUGCACAUACAGGCGUGCAUCAAUAAAGCAGUCGGAGGUCUCCUAGUCUUCAAUCCCUCGGUAUUACAUUUGCACUGCACUAGAGCAAGCUGCAGAGUGAAUGCUUUCAUCGAUCAGGUGAGUUGUGACUAUCUUCAAUGUGUAACGGCUGUUUUAAACUCGUGAGUAAAUGUUUGGAUACAGAGUCAUUUUAAAAUGAAAUGUAGUUGUUUGUUCUGAGUUUUGAUAAUGCAGGUAUGCAGUGUAAUAUGUGCUGAUGUAAAAUGAGAGCUGUGAUCAAGUGAUGUGCACACGUUGGUCAUUGUUUCCUUGAAUCCACUGGCUGAUAAACAUAAAAUAUUGAUUC